GUUUGAUUUAUGAGGGGGGACGGGGCGCUGCUCGAAGGCGUUCUUCAGGCGUCGAUUUUUAGGUAGUGGAGGGCACUGCUUCAGCUAUGUUUUGCUACAAAAAAUGCAUGAAAAUGAACAACAGGGUAAUUCAUCAGUGAUUAGAGUCUAAUAAUUAUAUGCUGGAUCCACUUCGGUUUUUACAGUAAGUGAAUUACUUAGAAUUUUUUAAAAGUGGAAUGCCACAGAAAUUAAAUGAUCGGCAUCGUGCCUGUAGUGUGCAUGUGCCUGUAGUUGUUGUCUUUUGAUUUCAUGGUAGUAGAGGAAGUUGGUUAUCCUUCGUUAUUUCUUUUUACUACUUGAGGUCGGGGGCGAAGUCCCUUUAGUACAUGCAAGUAACAAAUUUAAGAUAAGUAACAACUACGCUGCUCUUUACACCACGUUCGUGGACCCCAGAAGGUGGGACACUAACAUGAGCUCCUUGUGCGGGGGAGAACAAGAACACAUUACGGUCAAGACAUAGUUUCUGCAAGAUUUUUCUCGUGGUUUUAGCACGGCUCCCGACACGACUACAAGCUUCUUCUUGGUCGUUUCCCAAAAAAGAAGACCUCGAAGAUGUCAGGGGAAGCCGUACGUUUUUCGACUCGGCUGUCUCCGCGACAGGAGAGCUUCUUACAGGCGUCAGGAAGCGAAGGGACGAGUACUGCUCUGUCUCCGCGACAGGAGAACUUGCGGUCUAACAAAUAUGCACAUCAGAACAAGAAAACGAACUACUCAGGACUUGUUGUAUUACCGUCUGCAUCAACAUCAUCUUCAAAUAGGACACGGCAGAUGCACAACAGUGCAGCGUUUCUAGAAGGACAAGCACCCCCACCAGGACUCGAGCCGGAACGCGCAUCGCCGGCUUUUAAUACGGGAGCUGCAGCUGGUGAAAUACGAAGUUCAAGUUCUUCUAGUCCAACGCCUGCGCCAUCUUCCAGUAGUACAACUAGUACUACAUUUUCAGCUUCUAGUACGACAGGAGGUGCAACAGCUUCAUUGAGCAGUGCUGCAAGUCGUGGAACUUCUGGUGGAACAACAGAUUUUAGUACACGAAGAUUAUUGUUAGAAGGAGAGGAUCAUGACUCAUCGUCGGGAGGUCCUCAGAACAUUGAUGACCUACUGCUGGACCACGCUCGACGCAGGUUGCUAGGCAGACAGCACCAGUACGAGCAUGGGGCCGAGGAGGAAAAAGGUGGGAGUGAAUUAGAACAGCAAUUUUUAGAUGAUGGACUCAAUGGCCAAGAAGAUGAAGGUAAUUCAUCAUUUUACAACACGAACACCGAUUUCGAGCACAACUAUGCACCAGAUCAUGGGGAGCCAGGACAAUUUCUUGCACGUGGGCUGGAUCACGACCAUCUUAAUAGUGCAGCAUCAUCUGCAGUCGAGCAGGACAUGAUCGAAGAUCUUCACCUGGAUGAGGAUGAAGAUGGGGACCAUAACGAAGAGGAUCUAGACGACGCUGAUGAGCAUGUUCUUGGGCACCAAGACCACGACCAGUUGUAUACGGAAAAUGCAGUAGGAGUAGAAGUCGAGGAGGAAGAGGGCGAAGUUUUUUUUCAUCCUAGUAGAGCUAAAGGAGGAACUGAGUACGAUUUGGAGGAGGAUGACGACUUGGACGCCGCAGUGGCUGAUGAACAUGCGCCUCUUGGGACGAGAUACAACAAUCAGCAUGGUGGAGGACAGCAGGAAAGUCCAGAGGACGGAGGACAAGAGAGCCCAGACGAAGAUGAUCAGGAACCUUAUGGACGAUGUAAGAUCGGUAUACUCCUUUUUCUACAGCACAAGAAGAUAUUACAUGAAAUUUCAAUUUCUCGUAAACUAGUCCUUCUAGGUCACUUCUAGUUACCUACUUAGUCAUCUCCCGCGGCUAGUUCUAGUACUAAAGAAUUCUUUUCCCACUUUCAUGUCACAGAGCAAGAAGAUGAGGAGGUUGAGGCGAAGAGGCGGCUUGUUGCUGGCAUGCUAGAGCGGUACGAGGAUGAUGAAGAGCUAGAAGAUCUAGUUGGUGCCUUAGAGGGAAGAGGAACGGGUGCCGAAUUAGAAGAACAAUAUCAUUAUGGCAACAUCAUGAAAAAUGGCAACGCGAAGUCUUCCGAUCACUGAGACAAGGUAUAAUAGUUUUCCUACUACAAAAAUGCAGCUGAGUCUAUGUCGUAUAAUUUUUUUGAAGUAGUACCGUCGACUACUACUCCUAUCUACUUCUUCUAAGUACGCUUUUUAGCAAGAACUCUACUUCUUGAAUACUCUUUCUUGUUCUCGUCUAACACCCCAUGGAGCAUCAGGAGGAUCCCGAUGAGGAGGAUGUUGGCCUCCGACACGAUGUGCACGAGGAUGAAGCAGAAGAGAUGCGAGGCACGUUAUAUGGACGAGGCGCGUCUUCAUCGCAAGGGAUGUUCAGACACCUGGGUCUCCCACCAAGGAAUCUUCAGGUACUGGUUGUAUCUAUUGUGAAGUUGUAGAUGAGAAACAAUCUAUUUCAGUAUUUUUUAGAUAGAAGGAAGUACAAUUGGAAUUGGAAUUGGAAUGGAUGGAUGGAUGGAUGGAUGGAUUGCUAUGCUAUGCUAUGCUAUGCUAUGCUAUGCUAUGCUAUUUAAUUACCUGCGAGCAGUACGGAACCUCCACGAACAACUCAGCACACGAUGCCGACAUCAAAUUGGUCGUCCUCUUUCGGCAAGCGGCCCCCUGGGUUCCCGAACUCGAUAAACCGACUUCGUGAACAGGCUUUCGAUCUUGAAGCGAUGCUAGAAGGAGGUUCUUUUUCGACUUCGUUAGUUCGUACUACUUAUUCGAAAACUCAAAAUAACCGAGUUACUAACUGAAAUAAGGGAGGCAGCUUAACGUCAAGGCUGCCCUUCCUUCUCAUCAGUAUCUCGGUUAUUCUGAUCAGUUACACUUGCUUAUUUCAGUUUUUCGAAUACCUUCUCCCCUCAUUUUCUUUCUGGUUUUGAGUACUGGAGGAAAUAAUCUGCUGAGUUUCACUAAAAGGUGGUCUAGAAAUGACCGACUAGUACUUUUCCAUUGAUAAUUCAAUAAAUACUAAAUUCAUCUUCACGAUAAUUCAUUAAAAUUUAAGCAACCGGUUCGUUUUUACCUCUAGGUCUAGCGUGUAGCCCUUGCAACAAACUAAAUAUUAAAUUUAUCGUCAGUAAAAAAUCAGCUCCUCCACCACGCGGCUGGAAGCCUAUGCCGGAUAAUGAUCCUAGCCCAGUAGCGGGUCUAGACUUGACAACCUUGCCACCAAUGCCGUCUUAUAAGGAUUGGAAGGAUCGUCGAAAUCGAAUGGGAGAGAGGUAUAAUUACGAAAAGGGAUACGUCUACCAUGAUGACUAUGAGUAAUGAAUUGCUAAACUGAACUUUUAAGUAGAAGACGAUAAACAGCAGAAAAGAUGUGAAGAUACUUAAUGUUCAUAAACACCCAAGAACUACAACCUCUUUCUACUCGGGUCGCUACGGAACCAGGCAGCUUCGAGUGAGUUGCUACGUGGUUCGAAUGAAUGAACUACCACCUUUUUACACAAUACAAGGACAAGGACACGAUGAACACAAUACAAGGACAGCACACUCAUCCUCUUUCUCCUUUUCCCUCCUCCACCAGGCGAACAGCUGAAUGAAUGAACACAAUACAAGGACAGCACACUCAUCCUCUUUCUCCUUUUCCCUCCUCCACCAGGCGAACAGCUGAAUGAAUGAACACAAUACAAGGACAGCACACUCAUCCUCUUUCUCCUUUUCCCUCCUCCACCAGGCGAACAGCAGCUCAAGAAGAAUCAUCAGCUGGCGCAAAGUGGAUGGAGGGAAUGCGUCAGUGGCUCUCGGAUGCGCCUGGGAGGGAGAUAUUGCGCAACGAGCUAGGUGAAGUAGGCCUAGCAGAUCACGCGUUGAACUUAUGGCGAGAAAAAGCAGAUCACGCGUUGAACUACUUUUCUUAGAAGCUGUCAUAGUUCUUCCCUAUGAAGAUGUUGUAUCACAACUAUCGUUCCUACUAUAGGUGUACCUUAUAAUCGUGCUGCUUUUUUCAUUUUCUCGUACUCCACCAUCCCAUCCCCUCUUCUAAUACUCGAGGUUUCCUUCCUGCUCUUGCAUUCGGGACAGGUGGUUGCGGCAGGUUAGCAGCGUUGGCGGCGGACAUAAAGGGCGACUAUCGUGAUCACCUGAUUUUUCACUUCAUUUAGCAAUUUUUACAAGGUUAACCAAAACCAAUAUUAUGAAACAAGAAUAUAGCGUUGAGUUUAGAGGGAAAAAUCAAAAUGUUUUUUAGUUCAGAGGACGACGACGAGUUAUCCGAGAAGGUUUAAGAAAUGAACAAACGGGACAACUACACUUAUUUAACAAUGAAUUAAGCUUACAGUGAUACCAUUACCACUGACAUUUACAACUGCUCUCAACAGGCUUGACCUCCUAUAUUACACUUACUGGAAAUAUUAGUCCACGAUCAUUCUCUUCUGUACUUAAUUUCUUGUCAUCUUCAUAUGUAUGGGGCUUCAAUCAUUUUCUGUAACAAUAUUUCCUGUAACUACUAUCAUCAUACUAGAAUCAAGAUAUCCAACAUUCUACUUCAUAGGAGUAAAUAUCAUGUGAUUUUUUGCCAAAUGUAUCCACGUCUAGGUCUAUAGUUAUAACACGAUGAAGAUGUGUAUUAAAUCUUGCGAAGACCACGGCUACCAACAUAAUUUUAUUACUUGUUCAGACAGCAGGAAAACUGUAAGAAAGUGCAAGUAAUCUUGCUUUAGGGACGUUGUAGUUUUUUAAUGAAUCAAUUUGCAUGAAAUUGAAAAUUGUACCAUUAUUUUGUGACUUAAUACUCGGCGUCAAGUAAAGAGGUAAUUGAGACACAGACAGGAGUUGUUGUGACAGUUUUGCGGUAGCUUUGCUAUCUGAUUUUUCGUGUUGCAGUGAGGUUCAGUACAAGUACUGGUUUUCAGUUUAUCAGUUUAUCCUUAUCUAGCGAAAGCACAACGUUAUAUCAAUCUUUGCUCGUUGUAUCAUUCGAGUAACGACUUCUAAUUACAGAAGCAAGACGAGAUUUCUAAUCUAGAUACUAUGCGAGUAGUUUACCAUUUAUUAUCUAAGAGGACAAAAUAAAAUUAAAAACUUUUUCGCAUGCAGCAUACGCAAAUCAUGCUGAUGCUCAGCAAGCACAGCGCAUGUGUUCCCACAGCGCACUUCGUCGCCGUGGGAAUCGAACGAUGUAAAGAUAAGAGGCGACCUCUUUUUCAUCAGUUGUUGUUCAUCAUAUGCUGUGUUGUACUUCACUUUCAUGACUAUGUGCAUGAGCAUUUGUUGUCGAACAUUGAUGUAACAAUGUUGUUGAGCGGGGGCAUUGUGUAAGUACAUAGUUCAACAGAAGGUACAGGAUACUUGAAAGGCCUCGAAGGUGUUAGUAGAAUACAUAAAAAGAGGAUCCAUGACAUGACAAUCAUUCUGUUCAUAAAUCAACAUGGUUGUACUCGUCACCUUAUCUGCCAGUAGUUUUCCUGGUAGGCCCACACCUAUUAACCUAACCUUAAAUCUGUUGUCCUUGUGGAGUCGCUGUUGAUGUACAGGGGACGUCGGAGGGGCAGUCCGAGCUUUUCUACUCUGAAUCUAGUGGGCAUCACAAACAAGCGGUGGAAGACGGCGACGUUGCCUUUGUCGUGCGAGGAGGUUCCAUUAUGAGCAUGUUGACCAGCAAACUUUCAGGCGCACAAGAACAUAGAUUUGAUAGAAGUGUCUAGGGAGAUAAAGAGAAAGAUGGUUUAGAAAUUUCAUGUUGCACGGAUUGUUGUACAGAGGUGUGGAAGGUGUUGUAUCAAAAUUAGAAGAAUUUUUACGGCAGGACGAGCAGAACUAAGCUGCCUGAUACAUCACAUACCUUAUUUGCAUGGUCGUGGAUCUAAAAUUUCGCAUUCGCUUUUGGGGGUUUUGAAUUUGAUAGAAGUACAUAUCUUUCUUCAAACCAAGAACGAAAGCGACGAACAAACUUGUUUUGAUUCUUCGUCAACAUCCAGAUGAUCAGAUGUCUAUCCACUAUGUACUAGUACUACAAAAGAGGAUCCACUAUGUACUAGUACAACAUCGGCAAUGAAGAUUUUGAUCUUUCAAGAAUGACCGCGACUGGCAUUGAUCAUUCACGAAUAGCACUCACGAAUGGAGGACUAAUUGAUGAGUAAUGAGAUGAGCAUAAUUGUGUAUGUAAAGAUGAUUUUUUAGACGAUGUUAGUUCGUCUAUGUUGG
Messenger RNA from Amoebophrya sp. A25, 6234 nucleotides. The record is from the annotation of a GenBank genome assembly. NCBI's taxonomy places the organism in Eukaryota, Dinophyceae, Syndiniales, Amoebophryaceae.